AUCGAUAUCAAUUGAUUUGAAUUAAUUCAAUAAUUAUAAGUCAGUUUUUUAAACAAAACAAAAAAAAAACCGAAAAUGAAAUUCUUCAUUGUUUUCGCUACAUUGGUCGCUGCUGCCAGCGCUGUCCCAUAUGCUGGUUUGGUCAACACUGGUGCUUCAGCUGUUAGCCGAUCAGAUGAUGGUCAUGGUAACUAUGCUUUCGGUUACAAUGAAGAUCACGCUACUGGUGGUACCUUCCGUAAAGAAAAAGGUGGUCCAGGUUAUCAAUCUGGUUCAUACGGUCUUCGUGAUGCUGAUGGCCGUGUGCGUGUUGUCAACUAUGUUGCCGAUGCUCAUGGUUUCCGAGCUUCAGUUCAAACCAAUGAACCAGGUACCGAUCCAAAACAAGAUCCAGCUGCAACUUCAUUGACCGGUAGCCAUGCUGGUGUCGUCGCUGGUCCAGCCCUCGCUGCUGCUCCAUUGCACGCUGCUCCAUUGUUGGCCGCUCCAUUGCACGCUGCUCCAGUGCACGCUGCUCCAUUGUAUGCUGCCCCAGUUGCCCACGGUUUGCCAAUCGCUUCAUCAUAUUCAGUAUCAACUCAACAUGCUUCACUUGCCGCACCAUUGGCCGCUCCAUUGGCUGGUUAUGGUUAUGCUAAAGCAGGUUAUGGCUUGCCUGGACACUAUUAAGUGAAAUAAACAACAUGCUCAACUAUGAUUUUCUAAAUAAAACCAAAAUUCAGAUCAAAAAAAA
Dermatophagoides pteronyssinus (European house dust mite) is the source of this 733-nucleotide messenger RNA. RefSeq lists its product as uncharacterized. Gene Ontology annotation, molecular function: structural constituent of chitin-based larval cuticle. Gene Ontology annotation, cellular component: chitin-based extracellular matrix. Lineage: Eukaryota; Metazoa; Arthropoda; Arachnida; Sarcoptiformes; Pyroglyphidae. The record is from RefSeq and is a predicted model, not a curated record.